AUGCAGAAAGCAGUAAUCCCGCUGUGCUACGCUUGGUUCUUCAGGGGCCGCGAGGACUAUGCUGAGCACGCCACCAAACUGCUGCGCACCUGGUUUCUGGACCCUGCAAAGAGGAUGAAUCCUCAUUUGACCUAUGCCCAAGGUGUCCCCGGACAGUGUGACGGCCGCUGCUACGGCAUCGUGGAUUCCGCUAGGCUGCCAGAGCUGGUGGAUGCAGUGGGGCUGCUGAUAGGCAGCACACGCUGGAGCUCAGAUGACCAUGCAGGACUCGUCCACUGGUUCAAUGAAUUCUUGGAGUGGCUGCAAACUAGCAAAAACGGCCGAGAAGAAGAGAAUACCAAGAACAACCACGCAACCCAAUACGAUGUGCAGGUGGUGUCUUACGCCCUAUUUGUGGACAAGCCAGAGAUCGCGCGGCAAGUGCUGCAGCGGGUGCCCAAGCGCCGGAUCGACAGCCAGAUCCGGCCGGAUGGUUCGCAACCACAGGAGAUCAGUAGAGAGAACAGCUGGGACUACAGCUGCUACAAUCUGAAGCAUCUUGCACAACUCGCCCACCUGGGACAGCAUGUGGACGUCAAUUUGUGGGCAUAUGAAAAGGACGGGCGGAGCAUCAAGCAGGCCAUCAACUAUCUCUUGCCGUAUGCCUCCGGUGAAGGCACCUGGCCGCAUAAACAGCUGGCUGCAUUGGAAGGCUUCCGCUUGCGCGACGCACUGGUGGCAGCUCCCGUGGAGUUUGGCUGGAGCCCAUUAGCUUUUAAAUUCUUGCAGAAGUCAGCAGUGGAGAGGUUGCUAUAUCCCAAGGGCUAUGGAGAACAAGCGGAUUGA
Cladocopium goreaui is the source of this 825-nucleotide messenger RNA. NCBI's taxonomy places the organism in Eukaryota, Dinophyceae, Suessiales, Symbiodiniaceae. The record is from the annotation of a GenBank genome assembly.